Messenger RNA from Penicillium diatomitis, 288 nucleotides. RefSeq lists its product as uncharacterized. The coding region runs from base 1 to 288 and encodes 95 amino acids. Lineage: Eukaryota; Fungi; Ascomycota; Eurotiomycetes; Eurotiales; Aspergillaceae. The record is from RefSeq and is a predicted model, not a curated record. The transcript has 2 exons.
AUGCCGACCGAGCCAGUCAGGUGCUCGGCUCUGAGUUUCCCUCGGCUCACGGAGACACUCUCCAUUUUGGGAUACCUGCUCCGCUCGUUGCGUCUGUUGGGAUUGGCUCUGGCGCACGACCCAGACUGCGCCACGGGAAGCCAGAAGUAUGAAAUUUGCAGACGCCAGAACGGUGGAGGAGUGAGAAAGGAAGAGCGACAAACUUGGUACGAGUUUGCUCAGCUGGCCAGUACCGAGUCCCCGACAUUGAGGAUUUCUAAGCUCAGUGACUGUGCUAUGCUUGUAUAA